Molecule: messenger RNA, 1295 nt
Organism: Somion occarium
Lineage: Eukaryota; Fungi; Basidiomycota; Agaricomycetes; Polyporales; Cerrenaceae
Source: the annotation of a GenBank genome assembly
UUCAAACAGUUCAUCCAGUAUCUUCAACUUUACAAUGGGUUUCUUUUCCAAAUGGUUCUCAAAGAGCCAACCAGAGGAUUAUGAACAAGUCCUCGAAUCCUUAGCUUCUGAUAUUCACAAACGACAAACGCAUCUCUCGGAAAUACGACUCCGAGAACGACGCUCUACACUCCUUUUCUCUAUCUAUGCUAUUGCGUUAUGGGGAGCCUAUGUUAGCCUUUGGUGGAAAGAGUGGCUUCCCAAGCUAACCACUCACUCGUGGGGAUCUCAAUACGAACGCACCGCACGAGGGAUACCGGUGUUCCUAGGUCCAAUUGUAAUUCUAUUUAUACGGCGUAUUGUACAAAUAUGGUACACGCGUAUAGGAAAUGCUGAAGAGAAGCAACUUAUUGCUCUGCGAAAACAGCAGCGAGAGAAGAUUGAGCAGAUCAAGAAACAAACCAAUUAUUAUACCACUAGGAAUCUCCUUGAGAGAUACGACGAAACUCCAGGACCUACCACCCCUUUACAAAGACGUAUUGCCGUCCAACCUCCGACUCCUGUCGCUGCACCCGUUACUCCACAACGCUCGGCACAGGUACAACCACAACUGCCACUGCAGCUACCCCAAACACCGGCCCCGGUCUCUGCGAAUCUCCAGCAGCGGCUCUCUCCGUCGCCACAGCGGCCGAUGCCGCCGCCUCGCAAACAGUGGUAUGAUAAGCUAGCUGACGCUAUUUUAGGCGAUGACGAUGCGUCCUCCGUGAGCGCCGCAGCAUCUCGCUAUGCCCUGAUCUGCCAGAGGUGUUUCUCGCACAAUGGCCUAGUAAAGGAAAGCGAAUGGGAAGACAUACGAUACGUUUGUCCUAAAUGUGGUCACUUCAACCCGUCCGCCCGAGAAAUGCGACAAGCGCGCGCUGCAGCUGCAGCUGCAAGUCGGUCGUCUCAAUCUGCUACACGCUCGCCAGUAGAUGGUCCCUCCGCGCCACCUUUGGGCAAAUCUCUCAGUCGAGAGAGUUCAGACGAUAACACGGGCCGACAGCCGUCCCAAGAGAGGAGUCGAAGCAGACCAAGAGAAGAAGGUACCCAUGAAGAGGAACCGACGGAAGGGGUUAGCGUUAUGGACGUGGAUUCAUAGGCUUGUGAUUUCGAUAUGUUCUUUGCUGUCUGUGAUUGUUUUUUUGUUCUUCGUAUUCCUUUAUUCGCGUUAUACAUACCUUUCCUGGUUGGGUAGCCGUUGUGGACUUGUACAGUAUGGUAUACUCUCCUGUACGGAAUUGGCUUCCUUGAACCAGUACUUCCUGCCCUGUCCGAUC